AGAGAUAUGUUUCGGAAUGGACCACUCAAAUUGUGCCAAAUUAUUGUCCAGAUUUCAGGAGUGGUGAUUUUUGAGGAAACUUAUUAUUGUUUCUAACCGUGUAUAGACAUUUAUGUAAAUUCCUUCCUACAGCUACAGGUGAGUAAUUGCAACCACCUACUUACGGGCCUCAAUGGCUUGUUUCCAUGUUAUUUACUUGGAAAUUCUCAUCGGACUGGAAUCUCCUCGAAUCUGAAACAUGUUUAGCCACCAAAAGAUAUGCAGCAAUUUGUGAAGAAUGAGUUAUUACUGCAGAAUGUCUCAAACAGUUGUGCAAUCACUAUUAUUUCUUUCUUUUAUCUGUGACAGGCUUCACGACAGUGACUGACAUUUGUGUCAGCUUUGUUGAUCAUGUCUGAUUACUUUGGAGGACAAUCUUGGCUGCAAAAAGGUUGAGCAAUCUCAGGAUUUCUUAAGCAUUAAUCAAUCACUCGGGUGAAAAUGGAUAACAACGGUCAACGCGAGAAUGGCAUGUAUAGAAUGGAUUACUACAAAGGAAUGCAUGCCCCUCCGUGGAGUAUGAUGCCUCAGUUUCAGGCUAAGGAACCGAAUGCUAUCCUAAUGAAUAAAAAAAUAAUGCACAUCAUGGCUGAAAAGGAUGCGGCCGUAGAAGAACUAAACAGAGCAAUAUCGGAAAAGAAUAUAGCCUUCGACGAGCGAAACAAGGCCCUCAAGCAACGAGAUGAAGCCAUUGGUACCCGUGAUGCAGCAAUCCGAGAGCGUGACAGUGCAAUCGCAGCUCUCCGUUUCCACGAGACCACAUUGGGAAACGAGACCCCUCGAGGAAUAAAACGCGCACAUCAUGAAGGCGGCGGUUACAACAGAACCCGAGAAGUGUUUUCGGGGGGAGAUGUUACCAGAUCCAUCCUGACUAAGCAACAGACAAAAGUAGGAGGGGGGAAGGCGGUUACAUUGAAACCAUCAUCCACAACCACGACCACAAAAUCAACCAGAAAGAUAAAGAAAGUGGGUGAGGAUUUGAAUAGGCACGUGACUACAGAUGGAUCGAAAGCAGAGUGGGAUGCACAAGAUAUAGGUCUUAUCAAUGAAGUCAAUUUCGAUGAUUCCACCAUGCCUCCGCCCAUGUGCUCGUGCACAGGAAUUCCUAGGCAGUGUUAUAAAGGAGGGAACGGAGGUUGGCAGUCUGCUUGUUGCACGACCCACAUGUCGCUUUACCCAUUGCCUCAAAGACCAAAUAGGCGGCACGCCAGAGUUGGUGGGCGUAAGAUGAGCAGAAGCGUGUUCAACAGAUUGCUGAGUAGGUUAGCAGCUGAAGGACAGGACUUGUCUUUGCCAGUUGAUCUCAAGGAUUACUGGGCUAAACACGGUACAAAUCGCUACAUUACCAUCAAGUAAUUUUAUAUUCCUUUAGUUAGGUUGCUGUCGGUCUGUCUGUUGGGGAGAUAA
Molecule: messenger RNA, 1446 nt
Organism: Impatiens glandulifera
Lineage: Eukaryota; Viridiplantae; Streptophyta; Magnoliopsida; Ericales; Balsaminaceae
Product: protein BASIC PENTACYSTEINE4-like
Exons: 3
Coding region: 481-1395 (304 amino acids)
Biological process (GO): response to ethylene
Cellular component (GO): nucleus
Molecular function (GO): DNA-binding transcription factor activity; sequence-specific DNA binding
Source: RefSeq, a predicted model, not a curated record